AUGACCAUCUACAAAUCCGAUCAGCCAUCCGUUGAGAUCGAUGAAAACCCCAUGGGUACUCAGAUCCUAGAAUCCAUCUGGAAACAUUCGCUUCACGACCCUAACAAAAAAGCUUUUGUAAGUCAUUGUUUUUGUUCAAUUCUCUCUGCAGAUUUGUACACGUAAAUAAGAAGACCAGAGGCAUUUUGCCUGCAUAAACAGUAGAUUUUUCUAAGGAUUAAUACGGUUACUGCAGCUUAUAAUAAUUCUUGCAGGUAAACGCCAAGGAUGAGAAUGACUUUGUGACUUACCGUGAAUUAUAUCUCAAGAUCCAUUCCUUUGUCGCAUUUUUAGCGGAGAUCGGAGUAAAACAGGGUGAUAUUGUAGCACCUGUUAUGAGAAAUCGAUGGGAAUAUUCGAUUAUUUUGUUUGGAUCAUGGGUGGCCGGCGCUACUGUCAGUCCCGCCAGUUUUGCAUUCACUGAUUGUAAGUUGACUGCAAAAUGUUUUAGAAAACGGACAAAACCCAAUUUUUUUUAAUAAAUAAUUUUCUAGGGGAAUUGGCAAGGCAACUGAAUGAUUGCAAAGCCAGUCUUCUGAUAUGUGAUGAGACCUCACUUGAAACGGUUUUGCCAGCUAUCAAGAACUCGCCAAGUGUAAAGGUAAUUCUGGUUUGUAACCAAAUUCCUUUGUUCUGCUCAGAUUUACAACGUUUUUUUAGAAACUCAUCAUCUUGGGCGAUCAUUCCGGACAUUCAGUGCCCGGAAUUAAAGUUUAUAGUUUCACAGAUGCCCUUAGGACAGCUCCUUUAAAUUCGCUUCCCAAAAUAAGAUGGAAUACCAAGAAUGAUGUUUGUAUAAUUCCAUAUUCGAGUGGGACUACAGGGCCUCCAAAGGGAGUGAUGAUUACUCAUUGCAAUAUGUCUGCGAUGAUGGCAAUGUUCAGAGCGUAAGUCGCUUACUUAGGGCGUGAUUGAGGCCCGAAUAUAUUAAAAAGUACAACAAUGCUUUCAGCUGUCUUUUCACUUCCGUUUUCAAGGCCAUCGAGCCUGAUUAUGACCCCAGGAAUGAAUCGGUUCUGAUCUUUCUCCCCUUCUACCACGUCUAUGGAAGCUCCCUUGUCACGAACUCUAUGUUUAUUGGAGGCACUUCAGUCAUCAUGAGUUCAUUUGAACCCGAAGUGUUCUGUUCGGUAAUUGAGAGAUACAGAAUGAAAACUGUCAGCGUGGUCCCACCGAUUCUUGUUUUUAUGGCCAAGAGUCCAAUCGUGGACAAAUAUGACUUAAGCUCGCUGAAAUUCGUAGCUUCCGGAGCUGCGCCUUUGGGGCAAGAUUUGAGUAUUGAAGUAAUGAAGAGACUUCCCAAUGUAAAAGGGGUUCAUCAAGGUCAGGAAUGAGAUUUUUUCAUCAUUUGUGUGACAUAAAAUGCUGCAAACCUUUUCGUUUUAGGCUAUGGUAUGACUGAGAUGACUAUGGCAUCCCACAGAAUGGCCCCAUUGCUUGCGGUUGGCGACAAGAUCAGUUCAAUUGGCACACUCAUGCCAAACGUUGAGUCUAAAAUUGUUGAUCCAAAUACGGGAAAAUCCCUGGGGCCAUAUCAAAAUGGAGAGAUUUGUGUUCGAUCGCCCGGUGUAAUGAAAGGAUACCUCAAUCGAAGAAAAGAAACUGCCGAUACAAUAGAUUCAGAGGGAUGGCUACACACAGGAGACAUUGGUUAUGUGGACAAAGACGGAUUCUUCUUCAUUGUGGACAGGCUAAAGGAAUUGAUCAAAGUCAGGGGAUUCCAAGUGCCUCCAGCCGAAUUGGAGGACCUCCUUCUUUCCCAUCCGUUGAUAGAUGACGCUGCUGUUAUUGGGGUGAAAGACCAGAGGUCUGGGGAAUUGCCUAAGGCAUUUAUUGUCCGGAAAUCAUCGACGUUGACAGCCGAAGAGGUCAAGAAGUUUGUGGCAGGUAAAAUAUAAGAGACUUAUUUUUACUGCAUUCUUUUUAUUGCAAUAGUUAUCCGAUCUCUCCAUUUUCAGAGAAGACAGCACCUUACAAACAUCUAAAAGGAGGCGUCGAAUUCAUUGAACAAAUUCCAAGAAGUUUGUCGGGUAAAAUUUUGAGAAAAGAGCUUCGAGGAAGCGCUGGACUUGCUAAAUUGUAG
Messenger RNA from Bursaphelenchus xylophilus (pine wood nematode), 2122 nucleotides. The record is from the annotation of a GenBank genome assembly. NCBI's taxonomy places the organism in Eukaryota, Metazoa, Nematoda, Chromadorea, Rhabditida, Aphelenchoididae.